CAUCUGUUCCAUUUGUUUGAUUUGGUUUUUUAUUAAAAACACAGAUAUUUGUUUUUGGGCCUAAAUAUAAAACUGAAAUAUGGAAAUAACAAAAGAAUUUUUAGAGAAGACUUAUAAAAUAGAAAAGGAUGAUCAUAUGGCGUGUGAUAGUCCUUUCAGUACCUACAAAAUUGAAAUAAAGGAUGAACCCAAGCAAGAAAAUACAUAUUAUGAUGCAUUUGAGUAUUCAGAAUUGAAUGAAUGCUCCCUAAACACUACUAAAGUAGAACAAGAUGAAUAUAAAUUUAAACUAUUUGAAGAAAGUCAAACAACAAAUGAGGAAGGUUAUUCCCAGGAGAAUAAAAUGAAAACUAUUGAAAUUUUACCUGCACAUUCAUUUAAUAAAGGAAGCUGUAAGGAUGGACAGUCUCAAGCAAAAAUAUUAAAUAAAAAGAUAAAAGUUAGGACUGGACAAAGGCUUAGCAAGUGUGAAAUUUGUUUUAAGCAGUUUAGCAAUGCAAGUAAUUUGAAACCACAUUUAAGAUUGCACACAGGAGAAAAACCUUACAAGUGCGAAAUAUGUUUUAAACAGUUUAGAAAUGCAAAUAAUUUGAGAACACAUUCAAGAUUGCACACAGGAGAAAAACCUUAUAAGUGUGAAAUAUGUUUUAAACAGUUUAGAAAUGCAAGUAAUUUGAGAACACAUUAUUUAAGAUUGCACACAGCAGAAAAACCGCACAAGUGCGAAAUUUGUUUUAAGCAAUUUAGUCAAUCAUCUUAUCUGAAAAUUCAUUUGAGGAUGCACGCUGAGGAAAACCGUUAUAAGUGUGAAACAUGUUUUAAACAGUUUAGAGAUGCAAGUAAUUUGAGAACACAUUUAAGAUUGCACACAGGAGAAAAACCUUUCAAGUGCGAAAUUUGUUUUAAGCAAUUUAGUCAAGCAGUAAAUUUGAAAAUACAUUUGAGAGUGCACGCUGGAGAGAAACCUUAUAAGUGUGAAAUAUGUUUUAAACAGUUUAUAGAUGUAAGUAAUUUGAAAACACAUUUAAGAUUGCACACUGGAGAAAAACCUUACAAGUGUGAAAUUUGUUUUAAGCAAUUUAGUCGAGGACAAAGUUUGAAAAGACAUUUGAGAGUUCACACUGGUGAAAAACCUUAUAAAUGUGAAAUAUGUUUGAAGCAGUUUACUCAGACAAAUUCUUUGAAAAAACAUUUGAAGACUCACAGUGGAACGAAAACUUUACAAGUGUGAAAUUUAUUUUAAGGCGAUAUGCCAGAUAGCCAGAUUAACCCUUUCAGUCAGGGCCGGAUUUAAGGGAGGGCAGCUGCCCGGGGCCCCCACACUCCGAGGACCCCCACAAAGCGUCAAACGUAAAAAAUAUCAGCAAAUUAUUCACAUAGAAUUAUUUUUGUUUUAUGCAAACAUUUGUGCCGCCCAAUCUCAGAAUUUAGUUCCAGAAGCUGCAGCUGAGUGUUGACCUGCUGCCACAGCAUUAUUUGAUUCCUUAGAAGAAUUAUAUGUAUUUUUGUCAUCUAGAAGUGAUGCCGCAAAAUCACUAGUUAAAGGUCAAAAUCACUAUCAGAUUAAAGAAGAAUUAUCCAAAAUUUCAGAAGACGGUGAGCAACAAUUUAAAACUCGUAGCGAUACAAAUGGUUUGUGUAAUCGAAUGUGUUUACUGGAAACAGGAAAAUUUGCAAUAUUUUGGAAUUAAAUCUUAGAGAAAACAAAUAGCUCAAGUCAUAUUCUUCAAGAUUCAAAUAUUGCCUUAAGUCAGGAUCUGCGGCGGCACUUAGAUCACUUAAAGAAAUUAUACAGUCAAGACGGGACAUUUUCGAAAUAUAUGGGACGCGAGACGCGAUGGUAGUGGAAAUCAAGACUAUCCGACACAUAGAAAACGACCACAGAAUAUUCGACGGACUCCACUGAAUUAUGGAACAUUUCAAGAGACUGAAAUGACAACAUCAGAGAAAUUUAGGACUCAAAAUUUUAUCGCUAUUAUAGAUGACCUCAUCACCUCUAUUAAGUCAUAGGCUUUCAACAGAAUCUAUUCAUUCCAAUUAUUUUGGAUUUUUACAUUAUUUGGAAAAUUUAACUCCCAAUGAAAUUGAAGCUCACUCACUAAAGCUUACCGACAUUUACAGCAAUUAUUUAGAUGAAAUCCUAGAUGUCGAACUAGUACAAUUUAUAGAAUUUUUCAAUUCAAUUCAAUUUUUCAAUUUUUUCAAGGCAAUCAGCUGAUCAAAUAUAAGCAAAGAACUUCAAAUGUACCGACUGCUAGAAGAAGAGAAUGUGAAUGAUACUUUUCCAAACGUUGAGGUGACACUUUGUUUAUGUUUAGUUCUGAUGCAGUGGGGAGAGGUCAUUCUCAAAACUUACAUUAAUUAAAAAUUAACUUCGGUCUAUCUGCGCCAAGAGCCUUUGAAUAAUUUCUCUAUAAUGAGCAUUGAACACGAUUUCUUAUAGCAAUUAGACAUGUCCGACAUAAUCAAGGAAUUUUAAAUUAAAAAUCUCGAAAAGUACGCGGGCUUUAAUAACCAUACAUCUUACUAUGUGUAGAGAAUUAUAUUUUAUUGAUACUAUGUUCCAAAAGGCCAUCGAUCGAAGUCUUUAGCCAUACUAUGUUUACUUUUAAUAUUUUACUAUAACAAGUUACAGCUCUUGUAUUUUUUAUUAUUUAAAAAUAUAGACAUUUAUAAAAGUA
Molecule: messenger RNA, 2681 nt
Organism: Diabrotica virgifera virgifera (western corn rootworm)
Lineage: Eukaryota; Metazoa; Arthropoda; Insecta; Coleoptera; Chrysomelidae
Product: zinc finger protein 239-like
Exons: 2
Coding region: 80-1231 (383 amino acids)
Biological process (GO): regulation of transcription by RNA polymerase II
Molecular function (GO): RNA polymerase II cis-regulatory region sequence-specific DNA binding; DNA-binding transcription factor activity, RNA polymerase II-specific
Source: RefSeq, a predicted model, not a curated record